ACAAACCCGACGACACUCAAAAGCCAAACAAGGUGCAGCCCCAGCUCUAGUGCUCUAGUGAGUAGUGCAAAGAUCGAGCGAGCGGAGAGACUCGAUCGUUAUGGCGCUGUCCACCCCGACCGCCGUGGUGCUGGAGCUGAUGACGAUGGGGCAGCAGUCCGCGUUGCACCUCGGGGAGCUGCUCAUGGCGGCAUCGCCGCCCAAGGAGGCAGAGCGCGGCCAGGCGCUCACCGCGGAGAUCCUCCGCUGCUGCGACCGUGUCAUCGCAGCGAUCAGAGGGGACGCCGCCGGCAGGAAGAGGAAGGCGACCAUGGAGCACGGCGUUCUGAUGCCGUCCAAAAGAAGGGCGCGUGGUGCGGAGGCGAGUCGGGAGGUCCGGAGCGGGACGACGGCGGAUGGGUUCCUGUGGAGGAAGUACGGGCAGAAGGACAUCAACGGAAGCACCCAUCCGAGGUUCUACUACCGCUGCGCGUACAGCGCCGAGGGCUGCGGCGCGACUCGCCGGGUUCAGCAGUCGCAGGAGGACCCCGCGGCGUUCGUCAUCGCCUACUACGGCGACCACACGUGCGGAAGUGGCGCCGGCGAUGCGUGUCAGCGGGGAGUACCGCCGCUGCCUCCUGCCGUCAUCGACUCAAACGCUUGCGCAAUGGUCGGUUUCUUUGACCAAUAUCAGAACGUGGAAUCUCCUCAGCCGUUGCUCGCCGCCGAGCAGAGUUGGCGCCAUCACGGCGAGGCUCCCGGUCAGACGUCGCGGGGACGGUGGUCAUCGUCUUCCUCCUCCUCCUCCUCCUCUUGGUCGGAAGCUGAACGUGGCACUUCUCCUGUAUUGGAGUUUCUGGAAGGCAGUCUAGGAGUCGGAUGGGAAUCCGUCGUCAACUACCUUGGCUUCACUGAUCUCCCACAAACUGCUAUGCUGCAGUAGGAGCGUAGCAGCUGCCUUUGCGUGCGCUACAUCUUGUUCUCCUGCACUGUUUAGUCGACUGAUCUGGCAAUGUGUAGUAGUCCAACCCGUAAUUACAGUUCUAGGCGGUUGACGGAGUAGUCCAACCCGUAGUGCACGUCUAAUUUUAACAUAUGAAUACGUAGUUCUUGGUUUUGGGGAUAUUCGUACUCUCGUGUGCUCACACCUCCUAGCUUUUGAGAUUUUAGCAUUAUAAUUUAUAACGCUCUGCUGGUAAUUAAGAA
Molecule: messenger RNA, 1185 nt
Organism: Lolium perenne
Lineage: Eukaryota; Viridiplantae; Streptophyta; Magnoliopsida; Poales; Poaceae
Biological process (GO): regulation of DNA-templated transcription
Cellular component (GO): nucleus
Molecular function (GO): DNA-binding transcription factor activity; transcription cis-regulatory region binding
Source: RefSeq, a predicted model, not a curated record